AUGGUGGAGAAAGGAAUGCAUGAAAUAUUUCCUUAUGUGUAUUUGCUUCUUACAUUGACUUUGGUUUUACCGGUUGCAACUGCUUCAGUGGAGAGGGCAUUUUCAGCCAUGAAUAUUAUUAAAAAUCCACUUCGCAACAGAAUGGGAGAUCAAUGGUUGAAUGAUAGCUUGAUUAACUUUUACACUAAGCCCCCUUGGCCACAUAAUCCUGGAUCCGCCACUGCAUUCAACAUUGAGUCAGGGAAGUUUGACGCUGGAGGAUACAAAUGGAAACUGGUGGUCUACCCAAAUGGAAACAAGAAGAAGAAUGUGGAAGACCACAUCUCUGUCUACUUAAAAAUGGCUGGAGCAAAUUCACUUGAGACUGGUUGGGAAGUGUCUGCUGAUUUUAGAGUUAUCCCUCUGAAAGCAUUUGCUGAUGCUUCCAAUGGCUAUCUCAUUGAUGACAAGUGUGUGUUUGGAGCCGAGGUCUUUGUUUGUAAAGAAAGAAGAGCAGGCAAGGCAGAGUGCCUAUCAGGGAUCAACAGUGCUUCAAUGAACAAGUAUGUUUGGAAGAUUGAGAAAUUUUCAACGUCAAAAACUGAAUGCUUGGAAUCACAACCGUUCAAUGCUGGAGGACAGACAUGGAAGAUAAAGCUCUAUCCCAAGGGAGCUGACGACGGAAAGGGUACUCAUGUUUCUAUUUACUUAAAAUUUGCUAAUCCAGAAGAGCUAUCUCCUGGCUCCCAAAUACUUACAGAGUUAACUCUGCGCAUCGUAGAUCAAUUGAAUGCCAAGCAUUUUUAUGGUAAAGGUAUUCAAUGGUCCUCAGCUUCGGGUAUUGGUUGGUCUAAUUUCAUUACAUUGGGCAAUUUCAAACAGUUAGACAAGGGUUAUUUGCUGAAGGAUACUUGCUUAAUUGAGGCGGAGGUCACUGUCCAUGGAAUUGCUAAAGCAUUAUAG
This is a messenger RNA of Prunus mume (Japanese apricot), 942 nucleotides long. NCBI's taxonomy places the organism in Eukaryota, Viridiplantae, Streptophyta, Magnoliopsida, Rosales, Rosaceae. The record is from RefSeq and is a predicted model, not a curated record.